AUGGAGCGGCUGAUGGAAUCAUCGGACAGCGAUGCAUCAUCACGGCCGGUGCGCGAUGCAUCGUGCUGCGCCCAGUCGAGGUGGGUGCAACAAGCUGUUCGAAUAUGGUUCUGCUAUUGCUACCCUUUGUGCUUCCUCGCCGCCAGUUUGCUGCGGCCAGCGACUUCUGUGUCGGCGAUAUAUUCACUUAUUGCAUUUCUGGUGCUUUUUCUUCCCGCGUGUCGUGUGCGGGCUUGUGAGGCUUCAAGCUGGCGGCGACUUCAUUUGGUUUUGGGAAUCCUCACGCUUAGCCUGUUGAUCGUGGCCGGUGUCAUGCUCGCCCUUUGUAGGCAUAGCAGCCUUGAAGAAGAGGCGCUUGUCGCAGGGAAGCUGAUGUUCUUCGGCAUCGCCUGGGAUCUUAUUAAGGGCAUGCAUUAUGCAUCAGUCGCGGGGUCACGUGCCAUGGGAUGGUGUGAGAGCAUGGUGACUGUGAAGGAUGCAGGCUGGACGGGCUUUUCGCAGGUGAGCUUGACAGUUCGAUUCUCUUUUGCUCUGCCAGCCUUCACUUCAAUAUGUUCGCUGUCGUUUCUGCCCGAGAUAAGCAUACCACUUUGCGACUGUUUGUAUACUGAUAUUGUGGGCUGUCGUGAACCCGUGCGCAGCGCACGGCGGGCAGCGGCAGGACAGUUUUCCUUGCGCUUCCGGGUUGCUGAGAAUGCAGCCCUACUGACCGUCAGCGUGCCGGUACUGCCAUUUGAACUCCCGGAGCGGGUGUCAAGACUUCUUGGCCUGGAGGUGACACCAUUGAUGGCACUACAGCAGAUGGCGAGCUUCCUCCUUCUGGAAUUGAUUCUGUGGCCUGCCUUUCCGGCUCAUGAGGCCACAAAGAAAUCGCUCCAGGUUCCUCGCGGAGUUUCCGAGGAGCUGCGGCGAAUGGAGGCGCCAUCACCAUCAGCCAAUGGUAAAGAG
Symbiodinium necroappetens is the source of this 948-nucleotide messenger RNA. Lineage: Eukaryota; Dinophyceae; Suessiales; Symbiodiniaceae. The record is from the annotation of a GenBank genome assembly.